GCAUCAAGAUCCACGUGCUCUGCUUCAAGGACCGUCGAAAGGAAGCCAACCAGGUAGCGAAGGAUGAACUUUCCAGAAUUCGCUCGCAGAAGGACCGACAAGGGGAGAGCAAGAUGCUGCUUUCCUUGGCGGAGAUCAACACCGAACGCCGGGGCUACAAGAACCGCCAGGAAGCGCGGCUCUGGGCCAACGAGGCCUUGGAGCUCUUCCGAAAGAACGGCGACAAGAA
Molecule: messenger RNA, 229 nt
Organism: Symbiodinium necroappetens
Lineage: Eukaryota; Dinophyceae; Suessiales; Symbiodiniaceae
Source: the annotation of a GenBank genome assembly